AUGUCACAAAGUAUACCUGAUGUCGCGUCGCUUCCUCAGCUCGAAAACCCGCUCGAAAACGCCAAGAGAGCAGCAUCGUACAGGGCCGUUGACGAGAACUUGAAGUUCAAAGAGCACAAGGUCAUCGGUGUUGGUUCUGGUUCGACGGUCGUUUACAUCGCUGAAAGAUUGGGCCAGUACUUGAAGGACCCGGAAUACACGGAGUACGUGUCCAAGUUUGUGUGCAUCCCCACCGGGUUUCAGUCUCAGGAUUUGAUCUUGAAGAACGGUCUGCAACUGAGCUCAAUAGAGCAACACCCAAAGAUCGACAUUGCGUUCGACGGUGCCGAUGAGGUGGACGUUAACAUGCAGCUGAUCAAAGGCGGUGGUGCGUGUCUGUUCCAAGAGAAACUGGUGAGCACCAGUGCAGACAUAUUCAUUGUUGUUGCAGACAGCAGGAAGAGAUCGUCCAAGUAUUUGGGGGAAGGUUGGAGGCAAGGUGUGCCCAUCGAGGUGGUGCCAUCCGCUUAUGUCCGCGUGUUGCACGAUUUGAAGGAGGGAUUGGGGGCCGUGUCCGCCAACAUUAGAGAAGGUGGGAAGUCGAAAGCUGGGCCAGUAGUCACGGACAACAAUAAUUUCAUCAUCGACGCCGAUUUCGGCGAGAUAGAGAACCCGUAUGAGCUGCACAAACAGAUCAAAUUGCUCGUUGGUGUCGUUGAAACCGGGUUGUUCGUUGACAACGCAGUCAAGGCGUACUUCGGGAACCCUGAUGGUACCGUGGCAACCAUGUCAAAAUGA
Molecule: messenger RNA, 777 nt
Organism: Huiozyma naganishii CBS 8797
Lineage: Eukaryota; Fungi; Ascomycota; Saccharomycetes; Saccharomycetales; Saccharomycetaceae
Gene: RKI1
Product: ribose-5-phosphate isomerase RKI1
Exons: 1
Coding region: 1-777 (258 amino acids)
Biological process (GO): D-ribose metabolic process; pentose-phosphate shunt, non-oxidative branch
Cellular component (GO): intracellular membrane-bounded organelle
Molecular function (GO): ribose-5-phosphate isomerase activity
Source: RefSeq, a predicted model, not a curated record